Protomyces lactucae-debilis is the source of this 2238-nucleotide messenger RNA. Its product is annotated as putative glucans biosynthesis glucosyltransferase H. The record is from RefSeq and is a predicted model, not a curated record. NCBI's taxonomy places the organism in Eukaryota, Fungi, Ascomycota, Taphrinomycetes, Taphrinales, Protomycetaceae. Bases 1 to 2238 code for a protein of 745 amino acids. The transcript has a single exon.
AUGCAAAUGACCAACAAGAUUACCAAAAAUAUCCUCAAGAGUAUCCUGCCUAGCAUCAAGCAGAUUCCACUCGACGACCGGACGCAGAUUCAAGUCUUGCAAAGUCAUUCAGACGUGCACAGUAUUCGUCGCCACCAAUUUGCAGCAUUCAUUUUAGAGACUGGUUCCAUGCUGGUCUGGUCUGACGAUGCGUCUACGCUCGUGCCUUUUGCUGAAGAGCUCGAAAAGAAGAUGGUCAAUCUCGUUUGGAAAGAGAAGCGCAUGGCCAAAGACUUGCUCACCAAAGACAAAGAAAAGAACACUCUCAACUUUACCGAACAAGAGCUCGAGGCAGGCGUCGAGCCUAAGCGCGGGGAGCCCUAUAUGGCUUCCAUCUGCGUUGCCAUGACAUUCGCAGUCAUGGCUGUGUUUUACGGUACAGAAGUGCAUGAAGUGAUGCUUCAGAUCAAGGCCGAGGGCAACUAUAUGUCCAUUGGCAUCAUUCUCUACUUCCCGCUGCUCUUCUUCUUCUCUUCCUUCUUUGCCUAUCUCAUCUGCUGUCUCAUUCUUCAGCUUAUUGGUCCCAUCUCUCAGCUCAACAUCAACUCUAAGUACUACUCUGGCCAGGCGCCUGUACUCAAGCAGCAUCACGACCUACCUCAUAUUACUGUUCAGUGCCCUGUGUACAAGGAGGACUUGGAGCAGGUGCUCGCCAUUACCAUGCAGUCCGUCGGUGAAGCAAUCAAGACUUACGAGCUACAAGGCGGAACUGCCAGUCUGCUUGUGUGCGAAGACGGUCUACAGCUCCUUUCUCCGGCAGAAAAGCAGCGACGUAUCGCUUACUACAAAAUGCAAGGUAUUGGCUGGGUGGCUCGUCCACCUCAUGGCAAGGACGGCUUUGUGCGUGCAGGAAAGUUCAAAAAGGCCUCCAACCUCAACUACACUCUUGAUGUCGCCCACCGCGUGGAAGCCAAGCUUGAAGAAGUCAAUCGUCAUGACGAGUGGUCCGAUAUUUUGGAAGUGCAAGAGUAUGAACGUUGUCUGCAAGAGGUGCUGCAAGACACCCCUGGCUGUGAAGCGGAUGGCAAUGUCCGUGUCGGUGAGUUUAUUCUUCUGAUCGAUGCCGACACGCGUAUUCCUGCAGACUGCUUCGUUGAUGCUGCUACAGAGUUUUACCUCAGCCCCGAAUUGGCCAUUCUACAACAUACGAACGAUGCCUUCCAGGUUGUCAACAACUUUUGGGAGGACUGUAUGGCACACUUUACGCGCUUUGUUACGACAGCCAUGAUGUGGUCUUGUGCAAACGGCGAUGUCGCUCCUUUUGUCGGCCACAAUGCAUUCCUUCGUUGGUCAGCUAUUCAAGAGCUCGGCUGGGAGAUAGAUGGUCGCAACUAUUGGUGGUCCGAGGAGCACGUCUCUGAAGACUUUGAACUUUCCCUGAAAUUGCAAAAUUUGGGUUACGUCGUACGUAUGGCAUCUUACAACAAUGGCGAGUUCAAGGAAGGUGUGUCUCUCACAGUCUAUGAUGAAAUCAACCGUUGGCAAAAGUACUCGUACGGUAUUUCAGAGCUCAUGUGGAAUCCUCUUCGCGUCUGGCUCUUCAAGGGCCCCUUCACACCACUCUUUAGGCAAUUUUUCCUGUCUAAGCAGAUUCGAGGCUUCUCAAAGUUUACCAUGCUGGCGUACAUGGGUACCUAUUAUGCCAUUGCUUCUUGGUGGCCGCUGGCGUUCAUCAACUACUUCAUUUUGGGCUGGUACAAUGUCAAGAUUACCGCACUCUACCAAUCGGCCUUCAAGAUUCUCAUCAGUACCCUGAUGACCUUUAAUGUCUUCCAGCCGGUCGUCAAUGCCAUCUUCAGGUUCCGCACACGCAAGGGAAACUUGUUCUUGUCCCUCUGGGAGAAUUUCAAGUAUAUCACUCUCCUGUGUAUCUUCUUCGGCGGUCUAUCGAUGUUUUUGACAGUACCACUCCUUGCGCACCUCUUUGAGAUCCCCAUUUCUUGGGGCUCUACGAGUAAGACGCUGGAGAACAGUCAUUUCCUCAAGGAAAUGCCGAUGAUUUGGCGUCGCUACAAGUGGUACUAUUUGGUGUGGAUAACUAUGGCUCUGGCAAUGAUUAUCAUUGGGACUGCAGUACCAGCUCAGUGGCGUAUCAACGACUUGCUUACUGUACUGCCCAUGGCUUGGAUGGUUGCAUGUCACUUGCUCUCGCCUUUGGUCCUCAACCCUCAAAGUUUCCUCAGUGAACUGCAUAUUUGA